Callithrix jacchus (white-tufted-ear marmoset) is the source of this 1662-nucleotide messenger RNA. NCBI's taxonomy places the organism in Eukaryota, Metazoa, Chordata, Mammalia, Primates, Cebidae. The record is from RefSeq and is a predicted model, not a curated record.
CCCCCCCCCCCCCCCCCCGGGCCGGCGCGGCAGGGGAGGCGGAGGAUGGAAACACUCUUCUAAGGCAUGAGGCGCUGAGCGGCCUGGGAGGCGGCGCCAGUGUCAGCGGCGGCAGCUUCGGGUCUCCGGGCCGCCUGUUCCCGGGGGCGCCCCCGACGGCGGCGGCCGGCAGCAUGAUGAAGAAGGACGCGCUGACGCUGAGCCUGAGCGAGCAGGUGGCGGCGGCACUCAAGCCCACGGCCGCGCAGCCUCCGACCCCCCUGCGCGCCGACGGCGCCCCCGACCCCCCGACGGCCUCGCCCGACCUGGGGCUGCUGAGGCUCGCCUUCCCGGAGCUCGAGCGUCUCAUCAUCCAGUCCAACGGGCUGGUCACCACCAAGCCGACGAGCACGCAGUUCCUCUACCCCAAGGUGGCGGCCAGCGAGGAGCAGGAGUUCGCCGAAGGCUUCGUCAAGGCCCUGGAGGAUUUGCACAAGCAGAACCAGCUCUGCCGGGGCUCGGCGCCGCCGCCGCCGCCCCCGGGCGCAUUGGGGCCGCCGCGCCUGGCUGCGCUCAAGGACGAGCCACAGACGGUGCCCGACGUGCCGAGCUUCGGCGAGAUCCCGCCGCUGUCGCCCAUCGACAUGGACACGCAGGAGCGCAUCAAGGCGGAGCACAAGCGGCUGCGCAACCGCAUCGCCGCCUCCAAGUGCCGCAAGCGCAUGCUGGAGCGCAUCUCGCGCCUGGAGGAGAAAGUGAAGACCCUCAAGAGCCAGAACACGGAGCUGGCGUCCACGGCGAGCCUGCUGCGAAAGCAGGUGGCGCAGCUCAAGCAGAAAGUCCUCAGCCAUGUCAACAGCGGCUGCCAGCUGCUGCCCCAGCACCAGGUGUCCGUACUGAGUCCGCGCGCGGGGCGCAUGCGCGGCCACCUUCCCCCAGGGGCGGGCUCGCGGGGGUGGGGUGUCAUUGGCGUCCCGGACUUGGAGAGGGUGCGGCCCUGGGGACACCCCCCUUUCCCCGAGUGUACCCAGGAACUGAGAGAGAGUGCAGCCCCCCGGGAUCCCCCCGAGGGUGCCCCGGACUCGGAAGGGGCGCCCCGGACUCGACAAGCUGGACCCCCCCUGCUCUCGGGGGGGGGGGGGCGAGCGCAUGACCCCCCGCCCUCGCGCUGCCUCUGUCCUUCGCGCGGCCGCCCUGUGUUGCACAAACCCGCGCGUCUCGGCUGCCCCUUUGUACACGGCGCCGCGGAAGGGGCUCCGAGGGGGCGCAGCCUCAAACCCUGCCUUUCUUUUUCUUUAACUUCUUUUUUCCUUUGGAAGAGAGAACAGUGUUCGAUUCUGCCCUAUUUAUGUUUCUACUCGGGAACAAACGUUGAUUGUGUGUGUGUGUUUUCUUGUGUUGGGUUUUUUUUAAAGAAAUGGGAAGAAGAAAAAAAAUUCUCCGCCCCUUUCCUCGGUCUCGCUCCCCCUUCCCUUCUUUCGACCGGCUCCCCUCCUCCCUUUUUGUUCUGUUUGUUUUUUGUUUUGUUUUGCUACGAGUCCACAUUCCUGUUUGUAAUCCUUGGUUCGCCCGCCCGGUUUUCUGUUUUCAGUAAAGUCUCGUUACGCCAAAAAAUAAAUAAAUAAAUAAAUAAUAAAUUAAAAAUAAAAAUAUAUACUAAGAGCUAUAUGAACUGAUACAAAG